This is a messenger RNA of Lolium rigidum, 1388 nucleotides long. RefSeq names its product DCN1-like protein 2. Bases 217 to 969 code for a protein of 250 amino acids. The record is from RefSeq and is a predicted model, not a curated record. Gene Ontology annotation, biological process: protein neddylation; positive regulation of ubiquitin-protein transferase activity. Gene Ontology annotation, molecular function: ubiquitin-like protein binding; ubiquitin conjugating enzyme binding; cullin family protein binding. The transcript is spliced from 11 exons. Lineage: Eukaryota; Viridiplantae; Streptophyta; Magnoliopsida; Poales; Poaceae. Gene Ontology annotation, cellular component: ubiquitin ligase complex.
UAGAACCUGGCCCCUCUCUCACAGGGCCGACGCCUCCCAGCUCCCCUCUCGCUGUCGCGUCUCCCGGCGACCCUCUCCAGCGUCGGCCCGGCGAUAGGUUGCCGCCCCAUCGUUGUCCGCGACCAGAUCGACGGCCAUCCCGUCCUCCUUGCUCCCCCUCUCGCCCGUCGGCAGAUCUACGCAGGCGACGACCCUCAUCCUCGUCCAUCCGUAGCCAUGCAUAAGCUGGGAAGAGGAAGCCGUGACAAGGUGCAGCAGUUCAUGGCCAUAACUGGCGCAAGCGAGAAGGUUGCCCUUCAGGCACUGAAAGCUAGCGAUUGGCACUUGGAAGGAGCUUUUGAUUAUUUCUAUAGCCAGCCACAGAUUUCUGUGACCAAUUCUCGGCAGCUUGAAGAUCUUUACAACAGAUAUAAAGAACGUGAUGCUGAUAUGAUCAUGGUGGAGGGCACAUCACAACUUUGCAAUGAUCUGCUGGUAGAUCCUCAGGAUGUUGUCAUGCUUGUCAUAUCAUGGCACAUGAAAGCUGCCACUAUGUGUGAAUUUACUCGUCAGGAAUUCAUCGAUGGUCUGCAGUCAAUUGGGGCAGAUUCAAUUGAGAAACUCCGUGAGAAACUACCAUCACUGCGGGCUGAGAUAAAAGAUGAUCAAAAGUUCCGUGAGAUUUACAACUUUGCAUUUGCUUGGGCUAGGGAAAAGGGCCAAAAAUCUCUUGCACUGGAGACAGCUAUUGGAAUGUGGAGGUUGCUAUUUGCUGAAAGGCACUGGCCCCUAAUUGAUCAUUGGUGUCAGUUUGUACAGGUCAGGCAUAACAAAGCCAUCUCAAGGGACACAUGGUCUCAGCUUUUGGAAUUUGUCAAGACAAUUGAUCCACAGUUAUCCAACUACGACGAAGAAGGCGCUUGGCCCUACCUAAUUGAUGAAUUUGUCGAAUACCUAACCGAGAAUGGAUGUGUUCCGCGUAAAAAGUGAACCAUUGGAGACCGCAUUCUCACACUGGAUGUCAUGAUUGGGCUGUACAAACGUGAUUCAUCUGGGUCUAUAUGUUAAAGUUUGGAUGUUGGCAUUCUUCACGCAAUACAUCACAGUUGAUAUUGCCGUUACUUGGUGGAAUCUAUUCACGCAUGGCAGGUGAUUUCACUUGGGAAGUAAUUGCUGUGAUUGGGAACUAUCACUCUGGUUUGUAUUUUGUGCUGCCCUUACCUGCUACAGCAAUGCCUGAAAACAGUUAUUGUCUUAUUGCCAAAUGGGCAAUAGGUCUAUAGUUGGUGUACGUUCAGGUAGUAGUGUCAGAUGUUUUUCUUGGUCUGUUGUACCAGAUGCGAACAGAUAAUGCGAACUUGUGAUAUUGGAUCGGGAAAAUUGCUAUCAAGUGCCUCUGUUCUUCUAAA